CGGAAGCGCGGCUCACACGGGUUCUGCGGCCGGCGGCGAGGAUGGCUGGGUUUGCGGAGCUUGGACUGUCUUCGUGGCUCGUGGAACAAUGUCGGCAGCUAGGUUUGAAGCAGCCCACGCCCGUGCAACUCGGCUGCAUCCCCGCCAUCCUGGAAGGUCGGGACUGCCUGGGUUGUGCCAAGACCGGCAGUGGCAAGACGGCAGCAUUUGUGCUGCCCAUCUUACAGAAGCUGUCUGAGGAUCCCUAUGGCAUCUUCUGCCUUGUCCUGACACCCACCAGGGAGCUGGCCUACCAGAUCGCAGAGCAGUUCCGAGUCCUGGGGAAGCCUCUGGGCCUGAAGGACUGCAUCAUCGUUGGCGGCAUGGACAUGGUGGCCCAGGCCCUGGAGCUGUCCCGGAAACCACACGUGGUCAUCGCCACGCCGGGGCGCCUGGCUGACCACCUCCGCAGCUCUAACACCUUCAGUAUCAAGAAGAUCCGCUUCCUGGUGAUGGAUGAGGCUGACCGCCUGCUGGAGCAGGGCUGCACUGACUUUACAGUGGAUCUGGAGGCCAUCCUGGCAGCCGUGCCGGCCCGCAGGCAGACACUGCUCUUCAGUGCCACUCUUACCGACACACUCAAGGAGCUGCAGGGCCUGGCCACCAACCAGCCCUUCUUCUGGGAGGCUCAGGCCCCAGUACGCACUGUAGAACAGCUGGACCAGCGCUACUUGCUGGUGCCUGAGAAGGUCAAGGACGCCUACCUGGUCCACCUGAUCCAGAACUUCCAGGAUGAGCACGAGGACUGGUCCAUCAUCAUCUUCACUAACACGUGCAAGACCUGCCAGAUCCUGUGCAUGAUGCUGCGGAAGUUCAACUUCCCCACUGUGGCUCUGCAUUCCAUGAUGAAACAGAAAGAACGGUUUGCUGCCCUGGCCAAGUUCAAGUCUAGCAUCUACCGGAUCCUGAUUGCAACAGAUGUAGCUUCCAGGGGCCUGGACAUUCCUUCUGUGCAGGUGGUCAUCAACCAUAACACCCCCGGGCUCCCAAAGAUUUACAUCCACCGAGUUGGCCGGACAGCUCGUGCAGGGCGGCAGGGACAGGCCAUCACCCUGGUGACACAGUAUGACAUCCACCUGGUUCACGCCAUUGAGGAGCAGAUCAAGAAGAAGCUGGAGGAGUUCUCAGUGGAGGAGGCCCAGGUGCUGCAGAUUCUCACACAGGUCAACAUGGUGCGGAGGGAAUGCGAGAUUAAACUGGAGGCAACCAAUUUUGAUGAAAAGAAGGAAAUCAACAAGCGGAAGCAGCUGAUCCUGGAGGGAAAGGUGAGGGCUAGGUUGGCAGGUGGGUCGGGGGGCAAGGUUCCCAAGGGGUGGAGGACGACCAGCUCAGCCACCUGCCCUUCCUCCCCGAGCCAGGACCCUGACCUGGAGGCCAAGCGCAAGGCUGAGCUGGCCAGGAUCAAGCAGAAGAACCGGCGCUUCAAGGAGCAGGUGGAACACACGCUGCAGCAGCAGGCCAGCAAAGCUGGCCGUAGGAGGCAUCCAGCCAGGGCCCGGCCUGAGGUCCAUUCAGCCUCAGUGCCCACCCAGGGCCCGGCUUGAGGCCCACACAGCCCCCACCUGCCCAGCCUGGGACUCCUUCAUCGAGCCGAGGGUUGGAAGGUACUCCCCUGGGGAUAGUCUCCCCUUCUGUCCUGCCCAGCCCACCUCAACGGAGCCCAUGGACACCCACAGUACAUGGAUCGUCCAUCCUGUGGCCCCAGCUGGCCCCUUCUCAGCACCUUGGCCAAGAGUCAGACUACAGAGGAGGAAAGAAUACUGGCCACGUGGUUGGGCCCAGCUCCACACAGAGUGACACACUCCCCGCCGGCCCAGGGUCACUGCAGCGGGUACUGUGGGGCCCCAGAGUGAAGAUGUGUCACUUGUAGGAGGCAUUCAAUAAAUAGGUCUUUUGACUUCCA
Molecule: messenger RNA, 1942 nt
Organism: Rhinolophus ferrumequinum (greater horseshoe bat)
Lineage: Eukaryota; Metazoa; Chordata; Mammalia; Chiroptera; Rhinolophidae
Gene: DDX49
Product: DEAD-box helicase 49
Exons: 12
Coding region: 42-1583 (513 amino acids)
Molecular function (GO): ATP binding; nucleic acid binding; RNA helicase activity
Source: RefSeq, a predicted model, not a curated record